Messenger RNA from Mytilus californianus (California mussel), 2195 nucleotides. RefSeq lists its product as uncharacterized. The coding region runs from base 388 to 1992 and encodes 534 amino acids. Gene Ontology annotation, molecular function: oxidoreductase activity, acting on single donors with incorporation of molecular oxygen, incorporation of two atoms of oxygen; peroxidase activity; heme binding. Gene Ontology annotation, biological process: response to oxidative stress. The transcript is spliced from 9 exons. The record is from RefSeq and is a predicted model, not a curated record. NCBI's taxonomy places the organism in Eukaryota, Metazoa, Mollusca, Bivalvia, Mytilida, Mytilidae.
GAGACUUCUGAUCAUAAACAUUUCUAUUGUUUUUUUCUCGUAUCCUUAGUUGUAAAUCAUUCUAUAGCACAAGCGCCACCAGUUCCUUCAAACUGGUGGCAAUAUCCUUAUCCUUAUGAUGUUGUUGCUCUAGCUGGUGCACAGGCUCAAUUACAGGAGGAAAAUUUAGUAGAUAGUUAUACAGAGAGUCCACCAAAAAAACGCAAAUGUUUUGACCCCAAAAUUGGUAAAUUGAAAAAGGGAAAUACAAAAUGUUCAAAGAGUUUGAACAAAGUAAGACGAGUAGACGGAUAUUGUAAUGACUUAGACAAUCCAGCAGCAGGAGGCGUUAAUUACCGUUUUGGCAGGAAUGUUCCCCUUAAAGUCACAUCUCAGGAUUACUGCAAUAUGUACAAACCGAACCCACGUGAAAUCAGCAGAAAACUGAUGCAGAGAACUGAAUUUAUACCAGCUACCACUAUAAACAUUCUAGUUGCCGGUUGGAUACAAUUUAUGAUACAUGACUGGUUUGAUAGUGGUACAAAUGACAGAAGCAGAAAAAUGGAAGUUUCCUUGCAAGAUGAUGACCCUGAAUUUAAUGAAACAAUUAAUAUACCAUCAACUCGGUCCGAGGGUUGUACUCCUCUGCCGGGAAUAAACAAAGACAUCUGCAAAAGAUUAUCAGAGGAUUUCUCCUACUGUAAGGAUGUUAAGGACUACGACUCAUAUCAAAAUAUAGUCACACACUGGUGGGAUGCAUCUCAAUUGUAUGGAGUUAAUAAGAAAAUAAUCAAACGUAUCCGCACAAAGAAAGACGGCAAGCUUAUACUGACGGAUGAAAAUCGCCUGCCAAUAGAACCGUCAACUGGAUUACCCAUAACUGGACAAAAUAUAAACUGGUGGGUAGGACUUGGUAUGUUUCACAUUGUAUGGACUCGAGAGCAUAAUUAUAUAUGUGAUAUGCUGAAGGAGAGAAAUCCAAAAUGGAAUGACAAUAAAUUAUUCGAUACAGCAAGACUAAUUGUUUCAGCUGUCAUUGCCAAAAUUCAUACAUUAGAAUGGACACCAGCUAUUUUGCAGAACAAUUUAGUAAUACUUGGUUUAGUCAGCAAUUGGUAUGGCGUGACUCUGUUGGAGUUUGCCAAAAACAAUGAAACUUUAGCUGCCCAAUUGGCACAACAGUUUCCACAAUUAGCCAAUGGAAUUCAAGGAUCUGUAGGGAAUCCCAAGAAUAUUCGAGGAGUUCCAUAUUCUAUAACACAAGACUUUAUAGCUGCUUAUCGUUUGCAUCCACUGAUUCCUGAUAGUCUACAGAUCAGAAACUACCAGACAGAUGAUGUUGAAAAUGAGUAUGAUAUGAUGAAUGCUGUUUUUGAAAAAUCAGAGACAGUCUUCGAGGAAAAUUCAAUGGAAAAUCUAUUCUAUUCAAUGGGUAAUGAUCAUCCAGGAGCCAUGACGCUACAUAAUUAUCCAAAUUUUCUUCGAAAUCUAAAUCUUCCACCUUCAAGUCCACAUGGAUCAGGAUAUGUAGAUCUAGCUACGAUAGAUAUUCUUCGUGACCGAGAAAGAGGCGUACCAAGAUACAAUGAGUUCAGAAGGAUGUUGCACCUGACGCCUAUAACGUCAUUUGAAGAUCUUUCCACGAACGCUACCCAUGUAGAAGAACUCCGAAUGAUGUAUGACGAUGAUGUUGAACAAAUUGACCUUCUCGUUGGAUCUUUGGCUGAAACACCACUUCCAGAGGGUUUCGGAUUUAGCGACACUUUCUUUAGAAUAUUUUUGGUGAUGGCCCGAAGAAGACUAGAAGCUGAUCGAUUUUUCACGGAUGAUUACACUGCUGAGUUUUACACUGAAUGGGGUCUUGAUUACAUAGAAAAGACCUACAUGACAGAAAUCCUUAUCAGGCAUUAUCCUUCCCUAAGUUCUCAAUUACAACCGAACGUCACAAAUGUCUUCAUUCCAUGGAAAAGUCAAACAAUAUUGGAUGUUAACUUCCCUUAUCCAGACUAUUAGCCACGCGAAUCAAAUGAAGAUUACCAUUUAUUUAAAGCAAAAAAUUGCCUUCCUUAUUUUCUCUGUUGAAGAUAUUUAAUUAAUAAUGGCAAAUACCUCUUCUUUAAUUUUUAUGUAUUAAUGUGUUUAUACUACCUUAUCUUAAAGACUUGAGCAUGUAAGAAUCAUUUUAACAAUUUUAAUUACAACUAUUUCACAUUCUU